This is a messenger RNA of Paramuricea clavata, 211 nucleotides long. Lineage: Eukaryota; Metazoa; Cnidaria; Anthozoa; Malacalcyonacea; Plexauridae. The record is from the annotation of a GenBank genome assembly.
AUGUCUGGAGAAGGCAACAAUCUUUUGGUGAAAUUGCGACAGUUUAUCAAUAGUUAUAAUGAUUGUGCGUGUGAAGCUGAUGGAAAAACUUUCAAACAGGGGCUUGUGUAUUACGGAGCUAAAGCUUUUAUGGAACAAUUGGCAAUGCGUUUUCACCGCGUAUAUUUGUCGGAGGACAUUGGCGUUGACUUUAACAAUGCAAGCUGGAAAG